Humulus lupulus (European hop) is the source of this 642-nucleotide messenger RNA. RefSeq lists its product as uncharacterized. Bases 1 to 642 code for a protein of 213 amino acids. The record is from RefSeq and is a predicted model, not a curated record. Lineage: Eukaryota; Viridiplantae; Streptophyta; Magnoliopsida; Rosales; Cannabaceae. The transcript is spliced from 4 exons.
AUGGAAGUACAAGAGGUAGUGGUGAUCCAGGAUUCAGCAAGAGAAGUUUGUGUGAACUUUUUGAAGUGGGCAGUGCAAGGCUUAAAAUUUAAAGCUGGUGAUAGACUCACCCUGGUCUCAGUUCUUCAUCAAGUCAAUACGCCUUUGGGAUACAGAAGAGUUGAUUCAUGUUCUAUGUUUGGAGCAAACCCUAAAAUUGUAGAGAUAGAAGCAAGAAAAAUUCAAGAGAAGUACGAAAAGGAUGAAGGGAUUAUUGAGAUUUCUCAGCUUUUCGAGAUACAAAAGAUUGAAUUUAAGAUAGAGGUGGCUACAGGGCCUUCGUUGAGGUAUGUAUGCGUUGAAGUGGCCAAAAAAUUAAAAGCCAACGUUGUGGUUCUUAACAGUUAUGAUAUGAUUAAUGCAUGGAAGAAUGACAGGGAAAUGAAGAAUGAUAGGAAAUACUUGUUAGAAAAGCUUUGGUGUGGAAUUUCAAGGAUAAAGAGCAAUGGAAAAAUUGAAGUAUUGCGAUCCCCAAAAGAAAAGGCAGCAAGAGCAAGAGGAAUAAGAGCAAAGCAUUAUUCUACAACGAUGACCACUGAACAGAAGGCAUCAUCAGCAUCACCAAUCAUUGAUGAACAUGAUCUUUUCAGCAUAGAAAUUUAA